Messenger RNA from Ictalurus furcatus (blue catfish), 1973 nucleotides. RefSeq names its product proton-coupled zinc antiporter SLC30A2-like. Gene Ontology annotation, molecular function: zinc ion transmembrane transporter activity. The coding region runs from base 261 to 1346 and encodes 361 amino acids. Gene Ontology annotation, biological process: zinc ion transmembrane transport; response to zinc ion. Lineage: Eukaryota; Metazoa; Chordata; Actinopteri; Siluriformes; Ictaluridae. Gene Ontology annotation, cellular component: plasma membrane. The record is from RefSeq and is a predicted model, not a curated record. The transcript has 8 exons.
AAUUAUUUUUGGCCUACUUAUCUUUUAAAAAAAAAAAAAAAAAAAGAUAUGCCCUAAGACUUUUUAAACAUUGUGCAAUGAUGUAAGGACAGUAUGUGAAACAGCAUAUGGCUACUUUCUGUUACUUGCUGCACUUUUUCAAAUGUAAUGUUUGAUGUGCUCAGUGGUAAUUCUGUUUUCUAGUGUGAGGAGUCUGUGCUUAUUGCACUAUUUGUUAGUACUUUUCAGAGGCUUGGUUUUCGUUUAGAGCAAAGGAUUUCAUGGUAAAUUUGGUGAUGGUUCAGCUCACAAGGCAGGAAAAUAUUCAGUAUUCCCUUCUUCUUGGUCCCUCAGAUGAACUGAAAGAUGACUACCUAAGCACUGAAUUUGAGGAUGAACAGUGGAUAUCUUUUCACUGUCAUAGAAGCAGAGCAGCAUAUGGUCAAAACCAUGAGAAAUUAGUAGCCCAGAGGAAGCUGCUGAUCACAUGCAUUAUCUGUUUGGUCUUCAUGAUCGGAGAACUCGUUGGUGGCUAUGUUGCUCAUAGUCUUGCUGUAAUGACUGACGCAGCCCAUCUUCUCACAGACUUUGGCAGCAUUUUGCUUAGCCUCUUUUCACUGUGGAUCUCUAAAAAACCUGCUUCCAAAAGCUUGACUUAUGGCUGGCACCGUUCAGAGAUUUUGGGUGGCCUUUUCUCAGUGCUGUCCAUUUGGGUUGUGACUGUUGUACUGCUGUUCAUUGCCAUCCAAAGGAUCAUCAGUAAUGACUAUGAAAUACAUAGCAAGAUCAUGCUCAUCAUCUCUGGCUGUGCUGUGGUGGUAAAUAUCUUAAUGGCAUUUAUUCUACACCAGUCUCCAGUGUCUCAUGGUCACAGCCAUGAUCACAGUAAUACGAGUGUGAGGGCAGCUUUCAUCCAUGUGCUGGGAGACCUACUACAGAGUCUGGGUGUUCUAUUAGCUGCCAUGAUCAUUUACUUUUGGCCUGAAUGGAAAAUAGCAGAUCCUAUUUGUACAUUUUUGUUUUCCAUACUUGUUCUUGCAACAACAUCUACAAUUCUGAAAGACAUUUUCAGAGUGCUCAUGGAAGGAACACCACCCUGUAUAGAAUAUGACUCCGUGAAAGACACCCUACUAUCGGUCAGAGGAGUCAAAGCCACACACAGUCUUCACAUUUGGUCACUGACCAUGAGUCAGCAUCACAUGUCUGUCCAUGCUCUCAUAGAUGAACAAACCGAUCCACAUACUGCACUUAUGGAUAUGACAAAGCUGCUCCAGACUGAAUUCAGCUUCCACAACAUCACCAUUCAGAUAGAGGCAUAUUCUGAGGAAAUAGCUUACUGCCAUGAGUGCCAAGACACAAUGGACUGAGUUAUUGCAGGAGAAUGUCCUCAAAAACACAGCUUUCCUCAACACUUUCAUGAAUGUCAAACACUGUGUUUAUGUUUAAUAGACCACUGUCUGGUAUUUUUUUUUUUUUUUUUUUUUUUUUAAAUACAGUCAUGGAUUUUGAGGGGAACUGUUCUCUCUACACCGUGUAUGGCAUAUCAGUAUAUAGAAGCACCCAUUCAACGUUGUUUUCGGCUGUUGAGCAGUCUUAUUUUCACCACUCACUUUCUCCAUUUCUGUAAAAUGUGUCUAAAAGGCUAAAUAAAACUAUGUUCCAGAACAACUGUCAAGUGUAAAAGUUUUAUACACAACACAACACGGAGGUCUGUUAUCAUCCCAAAGCUGACUAUCUUCCAAUAACAGUGUUUAAGUGUUUUAUUCCCCUUAUACCACAUCAGUUAUUUUUAUUCUAUAAAGAACAACAUACAUUUGUUUAUAUACAUACACUUGUUUAUAGUUAGAUUACAGUUAUUCCCUCACUAACCUCUCUUUUGCCUCUUGAAGUUAAUAAGACAAAAAAAAAUAAAAAAAAUAUGCAGCUUGUCAUGUUAGCAAGAUACCACUGAGCCCUCCAUUCUGAAGGCUUUUUUUGUGAUGGAAAAAAACAAA